This is a messenger RNA of Exserohilum turcica Et28A, 1902 nucleotides long. RefSeq lists its product as uncharacterized. The transcript has a single exon. Gene Ontology annotation, molecular function: ATP binding; protein serine/threonine kinase activity. Gene Ontology annotation, biological process: autophagy; protein autophosphorylation; autophagosome organization. Gene Ontology annotation, cellular component: cytoplasm; autophagosome. Bases 1 to 1902 code for a protein of 633 amino acids. NCBI's taxonomy places the organism in Eukaryota, Fungi, Ascomycota, Dothideomycetes, Pleosporales, Pleosporaceae. The record is from RefSeq and is a predicted model, not a curated record.
AUGGAGUGUAUGCGCGAUCAUCUUCACGAAGGCGUUGUACUUAAUGGGCGGUAUGAAACCAUCUCUCCACUCAACAAUGGCUCCUUUGGCAUGGUCUUCCAGGCCAAGGACUUGGUAACUGGCGACCAUGUUGCUGUCAAGGUCAUCACCAAGAGCUCCGCCGCCGUCAACUGCCCCUCUGCCUUUGCGGUUGACGAGCGCUCCGAAGAACUUGGUGUGCACCUGCGUCUUGGUGACCACUCCAAUGUUGUGAACCUGCUGCAGUCGUUCGAGACCCAGAACCACAUCUACCUGGUCCUCGAGUUCUGCUCCAAUGGCGACCUCUACGAAGCCAUCCGCAACGGCAAGGGUCCCCUCGAGACUGAGCACGUGCGCGACUUCAUGAUGCAGCUGGUCGAUGCUGUCGAGUUCAUCCACGCAAAGGGAAUCUACCACCGCGACAUCAAGCCCGAGAACAUCUUCCUUACCCAGGACGGCUCCAUGAAACUGGGCGACUUUGGUCUCGCUACCUCUGACCCCUGGUCCUACGAGGUUGCCGUUGGCAGCGACCGCUACAUGGCUCCCGAGCAGUAUGAUCCCUCCAACACGGGCUACUCGACUGCAAAGGCCGACAUCUGGGCCAUUGGCAUUGUCCUGCUCAACAUUCUGUUCCAGCGCAACCCCUUUGCCGUGCCCUCGUCGUCGGACCCUCUGUACGCCGACUUUGCCCUGGACCGUCAGAGCCUCUUCGAUGUCUUCCCCAACAUGUCGCAGGAUACCUUUGAGGUCAUCAGGCAGUGCUUGGCCAUCGACCCGGAGAAGCGCGACCUCGGCGCCGUCAAGGAUGCGUUGGAGCGCGUCAUCAGCUUCACCAUUGAUGACGAGAGCCUCGAUGAGUUCUGCACCGAGGAGCGUGACGUCGUCGCUGUUGGCGCCAACCGCGAGCCUCUUCGAACCCCAUCCAUCUCAACCCCCCAGCUCGACAAUGGUGGUUCGUUCCCCUGGGCCAAGGCUCUCGCCAUGUCGCCACCUCAGCAGUUGCGCCAGCUCUCAGUCAUCCCUGACAAUGAGAUCUACGAGGACGACAUGUUCCCAGGGCCUCCCUACCAUGUCAAGCCAGACAGUGCCUCUGCCGUCUCGUUUGUCGACUCUGGCCUGGGCUUGUCUUUCAAGUCGACUGACGGUGCCAAACCUGAGCCUGUUGACAUUACCCGAUCUCGGCCUAUGCCCAUCUCGGGCUCGCUCCCAGCCAAGCCCUACACCAGCAUGUCGUCGGUGUUUGGCAAGAAGCGCGAUGUCUUCUCCAAGAGCUGGAGCGACCUCUGGGACGAAGAGGAUGACGAUGCUCAGUUCCUUGCCGAGCUUGAUAACAACUGCCAUUCGUUUGGUGCUGAGAAGCCCAAAGCGAAGCCCGUCAUCUCGGAGGCUGGAUCCGGCGUGUCGACUCCCCGUGGCGGCUUGUCGGAGAUGAAGAACCCUGCUUCGAUCCACAACAGCAGGAGCUCGUCGCCCAAGAACAUGCGCACUGCUGCCGACCACGUCAGCGCUGCCACUGGCUUCGUCUUCGAGGAGCACCGUUCAUCAGCCGCCACGCGCAACACGCCCCCAAAGCCUUCGGUUGCCGACAAGUGGGCCGCGCUUGGUGACCGUCGCCGCAGCCCUGCCGUACAGGUGCAACAAACUCCAAUCAAGCCAAUCAAGUCGCCCAAACAGGCUCAACCCGUUCCCAACUCCGCCAGGAAGCGAAGUCGAACCGGGACUGGACGACGACCAAUCCACUGGGGCUCCAGCCACAAUGAGAACAGUCACCAUGUUCCCUGGGAGCAGAAAGUGGACAAUUGGUACAAGAGCAAAGAUUGGCGCUCCCAUGCCGAUCACGCCCAUGGCCACGACGACCUGGGUGAUUUUGAGUGGGUGUGGUAA